Neopelma chrysocephalum (saffron-crested tyrant-manakin) is the source of this 2631-nucleotide messenger RNA. It is a transcript of the gene DMRT3, whose product is annotated as doublesex and mab-3 related transcription factor 3. NCBI's taxonomy places the organism in Eukaryota, Metazoa, Chordata, Aves, Passeriformes, Pipridae. Bases 19 to 1422 code for a protein of 467 amino acids. The transcript is spliced from 2 exons. The record is from RefSeq and is a predicted model, not a curated record. Gene Ontology annotation, cellular component: nucleus. Gene Ontology annotation, biological process: male sex differentiation; regulation of transcription by RNA polymerase II. Gene Ontology annotation, molecular function: DNA-binding transcription factor activity, RNA polymerase II-specific; RNA polymerase II cis-regulatory region sequence-specific DNA binding; protein binding.
CGGGCUCCUCCCGCGGGCAUGAACGGCUAUGGCUCCCCGUACCUCUAUAUGGGCGGCCCGGUGUCGCAGCCCCCGCGGGCUCCGCUGCAGCGAACGCCCAAGUGCGCCCGGUGCCGCAACCACGGCGUGCUGUCCUGGCUGAAGGGGCACAAGCGCUACUGCCGCUUCAAGGACUGCACCUGCGAGAAGUGCAUCCUCAUCAUCGAGAGGCAGCGGGUGAUGGCCGCGCAGGUGGCUCUCCGCCGGCAGCAGGCCAACGAGAGUCUGGAGAGCCUCCUCCCAGACUCCUUGCGCUCCCUCCCGGGGCCGCCGGGCAGCGCCGAGCCCCCCACGCCGCCGCCGGGCCCGCCACCCUGCGCGGCACCGCCGCGGGCCCCCGCCGAGCUGGCCGCCGCCGCCGCCCUGCGCUGGGCCACCGAGCCGCCCCCUGCGCUCCCGGGGCCGCUCCCCAAGGCAGACAUGAAUGAGGAGAGGUUGGGUGAUGCCAGUGGAGCAGACAAUGCUGAGACCUACAGCGACAAAGACACAGACCAAAGGAGUUCCCCAGAUGUGACUAAAGCCAAAAGCUGUUUCACCCCUGAAAGCCCUGAAAUUGUUUCAGUGGAUGAGGUUGGUUAUGCAGUUCAGAAAAAUGGUGGGAGCACAGAGAAUCAUCCAGACAGCCCCAAGUACCACCCAGAGCAGAACCACCUCCUGAUAGAAGGUCCUUCUGGGACAGUUUCUUUACCCUUCAGUUUGAAAGCAAACAGACCCCCGCUUGAAGUCUUGAAAAAGAUCUUCCCUAAUCAAAAGCCAACUGUGCUAGAGUUGAUCCUGAAGGGGUGUGGUGGUGAUCUGGUGAGUGCUGUGGAGGUUCUCCUGUCUAGUCGGUCUUCAGUGGCCAGUGGGGAGAGAACUUCUGCAGAAUCUGAUGGUCUUGUUUUGCCUUCCAACGGGCACAUUUUUGAACACACGCUGAGUUCCUACCCUAUUUCAUCCUCCAAGUGGUCUGUGGGCUCAGCAUUUAGGGUUCCUGACACACUAAGGUUCUCUGCUGAUUCCAGUAAUGUCAUGCCAAAUCCUUUGGCUGUACCUCUGCAACACCCUUUCCCUCAACCACCACGCUACCCGCUGAUGUUGAGGAACACUUUGGCAAGAAAUCAGUCCAGCCCGUUCCUGCCCAAUGAUGUCACUCUGUGGAACACCAUGACACUGCAGCAGCAGUACCAGCUGCGGUCCCAGUAUGUCAGUCCUUUCUCUAGCAACACAACCACAGUUUUCCGAAGCUCACCUGUACUUCCUUCCCGCUCGUCAGAGGAUCCUAGGAUCUCAAUUCCUGAUGAUGGGUGUCCUAUUGUGUCUAAGCAACCAAUUUACACAGAAGAUGAAUAUGAGGAAAGGUCUGAUUCUUCAGACUCAAGAAUACUCAACACAUCUUCUUAAACUGACAUUUGACGUGUGAUAGCUAAGUGAUACUCACAGUGCAGCUGAACUACUGGCCCCUAAGAGGAGGGAACAUACUCUAUGAAACUCUUGCAAUUGUUUUAAAAAGUGACUUUGCUUGGUAUUAUACUAUAGCAAUAAAGACAUAACUUUUUUUAAUUUCUUGCACUUCACUGGAUAAUGCCAAAUAGCAAUACUCUGGCUUUAGUGCUGAGUCUGUGUUACAAAGGAAGACUUAUGGCUAUCGGUUAUGGGACUCUGGAAGGCUCAUAACGGAAACAGAAGCCCAAGGUCUACUUUGUUCCUUAACUCAGAAAAAUGGGGAUGUUAAACUAGAAUACUUGAAUGCUGUUUUAUAAGAGAGAACUCCUCAGGACAUAAGAAAUCAAAUAAACAUAAUUCAGUUGCAAAUGGACUAAAACAAGGAACUUAUAAUCUCACGCCAGUGAUCACUGUUGCAGUGAAAGAAAAAGAAAUAUGCACACACAACUAACAUGAGCUCCUUCUGUGCCGUUUGAGCUUGGACACUUUUCAGAGAAAUGUUAUUAAGAGUUAUUCUUUUCCCAUGGCUAGGUCGAAAUGUGUAAUGUCAGUGUAAAACCAAUUACAGCUGUGAAUUGCAUGAAGUGUAUUGUGAAAUGAACACCAGAUUAAGCAUUGUCAGGUUAAUGUAGCAUGCUAAGGACUCUAGAAAAAUAAACUAAGAUCAUGAUCUUGGUUUAUGUCAUUUAUACUGCGCAAAUACAUUCUGAAGACAGAGAGCUGAUUAAUCCUCAGUCAGGGUUAAAAUGUCCAGCUCCAGCAACUGCAGUCGAGGGAAGCCUCUUUUUCCAAGUCUGGGUUCUGCUUCCCUGCCUAGUAGCUUGCAACUGAGAUUAGGCAAAUGUUGUCAUCAGGGAAGCUGAGGUCUUGAGUAUGUACUGCAGACACUUCCAAGCUCAGCUAAGUAGAGCUUGCUACAGUCACAGAAAGUAGAAAACAAAAGGCUCUCCCAGUGCUUCAGAAGCAUCUUUUUUUUCCUAUACUGUAGAAGUAGAAAGAAAAGGAAAUAGAAUGUAAUAGCAGGCCUUUCUUUAAAAUAAUAUUUAGCCAAAUGGCAACUUCCCUAAAUGUAGAAAAGUAUUGAUUUGAACAAUUUAUUGCAUGAUUGCAUGCAUUGAUUACACUGCAUAUCUUAUGUGUGUCUGAGUAACAUUAGGAAUUGCUUCU